AUGCAGGUGGGGGGGGGGGGGGGGGGGGGGGGGGGGGCCGGCCCCCGGCCCCUAAGGGGGGAGGCCGGCCAAAAACUGAUCCCACUAAGGGAGGAAGGGGGGGGGGGGGGGGGGGGGGGGGGGGGGGUUAGGGGGGGGGGGGGGGGGGGGGGGGGGGGGGGGGAUGGGGGGUUGGCACAACUGCUGCAUGCACCUCGUCCACUUGGGCAAACCGUGGUAUCCACUCAAGUAAGGUUAAACGAUUCACCUUUUCUUCACGCCUGUGAUUUGAUGGGUGAAGCAUCGAAAUCCACUAUUUCUGUGGACUUUCGAAUGCCUCCUCUAACUGCUGCCGCCAAAGCGUUGAUGGACGGUCUGCAGUUCACCGACCAGAUGGACGAAGGCGACCCUCGUCUGGAUCGAUGUUCAUGGCGCUUCAAUCCGUGGCUCAUGGCUACCACUGGUUCUACUGGUUCCUGCGCGGAGCGGAUGCGCAUUCCGGAUCCUACCAUGACCUUGUUUCAGCUACAUUGUUGGCUACUGGAACGCUGUGAGCGUGAAGCGGGGACAUUGCAUCAGCAGCUCAAAGAUACCGACGACCCGUCGCUGGAGCAUCAGAUUGUGAAUUCUCAAAACAAAGAGGAGCCGGUCGCUUCGCUAGACUCCGACCGGUUGCCUCCACCACCAGACGAUUGGUUCGUCGGAGAAUCCAGCUCACGCCACCUGCUAUCCACUGUGGAGCGGUUUGCAGUGGAUAUAAAUGCGCCACUACAAAAUGACUGGGUCGAAGCGAUGGAAUCACUGGAACCACAUUUGGCUUCCGGUUUGGCGUUCCUGUAUCACACCGACAAGCAGUUGUUUCAACGUGCUACAAAAACUCUCCUCAUAUGGGUCUACGCAGGUCUGGAUAUGUCAGUUGCCCUGAGACAGUCCAACAGUGGAUACAUUGUUCGUCAUUUACUGGCCGGGGUUCGGUUAACCGGACUUGUCACUGCGACUCUCGACCCGGCCAUCGCCUGCUCCCUACUCUACCCCAGCAGUGCAGUAGUGGACCGUAACUCUCUACAGUUUGAAUCCUUUCAGGUGCAGCAUCUGCUUUUGAAUCUCCUCGAAUCGCCUCUCAUUACGACUCCUCUGCGUCUGGCAAUCUGUCGUGCUUUGGAUCAGACGGCUCGGUUACCCGUUGGUUUGGAUGCAUUCUUUGGCCGACCCUGCCCCAUAUCAUAUAUCCAACCCGUCGAACAACCCCAAGACGACAUCCAAAUGUCUUGCCCUCCCCAACCAGACGAGGCAAUGCAAUCCACCGCGAAGACGAUCCCACAGCAAUCAAUAUCUCCCUCUGAAUCUGAUGCGGUUGUGCCUGAGGAGCCUGGUGUAAAGCAGGAGGACUCGCCUGCAUCAUGUGCGACGUCUCCCAAGCCUUCAGAAACCGAUGACGGAGACUGUCUUUCUCCUCCCACCCGCACACCAUACCAGCGCUUGGUGUUUCUGCUGGGCGCGAGCAAGAACACCCGUGUCACCAGCGCUUAUCAACGUUUGUUGAACAAGUUGCACGCUUAUGAGCUGUUGUUGGAAUUCCACGAAUUGGUGGACAGCCUGCGUGUGGUAAAGCCUUCUGACGAGCGUUUCACUCUGUCGCUGGAACUAGAACGCAAGCUGGCCUAUUACCUGAACCAAAUCGCCCAUUUGGUUCACAACGCACGAGAUAUCAUUGCAAACCCUCGUUCCACUUUACCGUGCCCGAUGCUAUUGGACUCAGACAGGCUUUCAUACCAUGACCCUUAUCCGGAUCUGUGCUCCAUGGUGGACUCUACUGGUGUGCUGGAUGACGUUGGUUGGAUUGCCGAACAUUUCACUGAUUCUGAAAUAUGUCACCGGUCGUCCACCAGCGAUCCGGAAUCGUUCUCCCAGGACUCUGUGCCAUUCCAGCAAGAAUGCAUUGUGUCUAUUGGAUCCGGUGUUGAUUCAGGAUUUGUUUCUAGUCCUUUUGAAUGUCUGUGGUUGUCGUUCACAGAUCUCCUCUCUACCCUCCUUGGUGAACUAAACUCCCUCACUCUGCUCGCUUCUCGCCCAGAGCCGGCUUGCCGACUGUUGUUGUCGCUUCUAAAGGCUUCAUCGACUAUGAACUCACUUGAGGAACACACAUCCACAGCGUUGGCGCUGGGACUGGAAAUGGCGUACAAAUUGGAAACUCUGCGUUGCCUGGAUACGCUCAUUAACUGGGCUCGUAAAAAAGGCGUCACAGGCACCUACACGGCAGUGGAGCGGUUGAACACCGAUGCGGAUGGUCGGGCGCUUGUGGAACCAGCGCUGACUGAUAGUCUGUUCGGAUUGGCUCGUUUGUGUGUCGGUUCCUUAAGCUCUACAAGCCUUGGCUCGUCCACACAGCAACUGACCGACGCAGUCAAAUCCAUGCUCUGUGCUUCCGCCCCAUGCUGGGUGGCCGAAGUCAUCGGGAUGGACGACUAUUUCGCUCCAUUCCUGAUGCUUUUGGAGGCAUUUGCUUCUGUUGGCAACAAAAUCGAGGCGAAAAAUUCGGACAGGUGGAGAGAUGUAACCGCUGAUGAACGUGGGUCCAAGACGCAGGAUUCUUCAACAGAACCCUCCUCUGAUCAAGCUCCUGCGCCAGGUCUUCGCUCCACACUGCGCCAAAUCCUCGCAAAUCCUCUGGAUCCGGCUGUUUUACUCAACAUUGUUGUUCUUUCCGUGCUGCGUCACAACGAAGAUGUAGCUUAUCUGGAGCGCUACAGUCCCCGUUUGGCCCGACUUGUCUCGAAUUACAUUUGGGAAGAUACUUUGGGCGAAUCUGCCGCAUUUGCCACUCUCAUGCACCUUCCCUCUUUCGAUCGAUCAUGUGCCCCAUUCCUCCACUGGCUACGCGAAUGCCCCACUCCGGUCUCCGUUUCUAAAGUGCUCGAUUUGUCCCAAACCGGUUCGUCCUCCGCCGAGUUGUUUAGCUGGUUAGUCAAUCAGCUUAAACCGGUGUUGGCCGAAUUGGAAGAAGCUCUAGAAUCAUUGCUGAGCAUUGAGACUACCGACGAACUUCUGACGACCGGUGGCGGUACUGGCACGACUCCACAAAGCGGCCGUAGACCACAACCACAUCAGGGCAUCAUGGCCAAGUAUUGUAUCCCACCAGCGACACUUUUGCUUCUCCGUCUGCUGCGUUCUCAUGUAUGCGAGCCAACCGGUUCAGAAACGCUCUCAAACAAAAUACCGGAGCGUCAAAUUUUGCUCCACCGCAGUCUCUUUCUGAUUGAGUUGUUCAGUGCGAAUGGACUUCAGAAGCUUUCCACUUUGAUACAGAAGCUAAGCGAGUUCUUUAUGCUCCAUUGUCAAACCGUUCUUGGCCAAUCUCUUCGCCCCAUCGAUUUGGUUGGUAUCAGCACUACCAAUUACAACGUCAGCAUGCUGUUCAGCAUGUUGGAAUGCGCUGUUCACAUCGUCUCUCAACUGCUUUGCACUAUAUUGCACGCUCAAGGCAGUGAGUUCCGCGAUCUGACCCCGGUACGCGCUUUGUGUCAAGCUUAUGCGUGCACUGUCUACGCGGUCAACACUCCGGGUCCGAAGUGGCGCCAAUUAGAGUGUCUGCGGAAAGGCGUAAUAGCUGGUUUACUUGCCUAUAUCAACACGGAAUCGAAUAUCACCUUGUCCGUCAAGGAGAUUGAGAAGUCUCUAUGGGUCUCGAUUUGUCGCGAGAUUGUGGCGUUCACGGUGGCUGGCCCAAUGUAUUACCUACCUGGGCUCAAAAUUUUGCUGGAUCUGCUUCCCCUUCCGCUUCCGGUGCACGUCGUCGAUCCUCUGGAAGAUUCCUCUCAGCGAAGAAUCCGAUCUGCCCGCGACCAAUGGGCUGUGCAUGUCCUUGCGUUGUCUCGUGAAUUCACCGGUCUGAUUGAACUGUUGGGAGGAACCAAUCCGGAACCGAGUAACCCGCUGUACACCCAUUUGUUGCAGUUGAUACGCCGCUUGGCUGAUUUGGGGCUGCCAUGCGCCACUCUCUUGGGCUCCGCUUGCUUGGACUCAAUAUUUGCUGUGUGGGAAGAAUUGUUCACCGAGCUCAGAGAAUGUUCCGCGACGGAUGAUACCCAAAACAGCACAGAUGUGGCUGCGAUGGACAAACCAUCGCAGCCCAAUCGUUUGGACGCUGGCGAAUCCGGGGGAGCUGAGGGUGGUUCACCCCACCUUUCCGCCUCCGAUGCAUCCAUACCGCUGCGGACACCUAGCGCCCGACUAUUGUUCCAUCUAAUGUCUGGCACCGAUACCGCCUCUGACGAUGUCCCACCGUCUUUCGGUACCCGACGGCCCGAUGUGGUUAAAUCAUCUUCGGACUCCGCUGGGUCUGAUACGGUGUCUAACCACCGACUAACUGAACUAGACGACUCAACCGAACUCUCUUCAGCCCUCAGCCUGCUCCAUGCGAACCUCCAAAUCCCGGCAUGUCGAUUUGUCAUUUUGUAUUUAAUUCGACAAAGUUCUCCCCCCAAUCGGAGCACUCCUGCUAGGGGCCCUAAGAGCGGUGAGGAAGGUCAGUCAAAGUUGGAUCUGGUUGCAAGUCGCACACGGAUGCGUCAGUUCAUAUCAAUCGCCCAUCAUAUUUUACUGGCAUGCUCGGACAAACCUUGUCAUGUUCGAACCCAGCUCAUUCUAUUGAAAUGUAUCGCACUAAUGGUUCACCCUGAUAUCGCUUUGGGUGGUUUUGCAAUCGCGGACGAUCUGCACGAUGUCUGCUCAUCUGAGGAACCGUUUGAGUCCUUGCAAUUGCGCUUGGUCGAAGGACUACCGGAUGUCUGCUUCCUCGAUGAGAUUAUCUUCAUUCUGGUUAAGCACAUUAGCCAUCCAGAUCGGGACAUGACAACACUGCCAUCUGCGUUGUAUCCACUGCUGCUACUUGCCCAACAUGAUUACGGAUUUGCGAUUGUCCGAGAUGUUUUGGAUAACAAUGCCGCACAAAUCGACGGGCAUCACUUCUUCGCCACUAUGGUUCAACGCGUGAACGAUUGUUUCAGCGUGGAAAACCCUGAUUGCCAAGUUACCCUUGCCUGUUGCCUUCGUUUACUGCAAUCCUUGUUGGUGGGCCGCUCUACCUUGCCUCUCACCUUUGCACCCGCAGAGUCUGUGAAUCGGUACGCAGCUGUUGGGCUGCGGUCACUUCACGUGUCCGGAGCCAAGGUGCGCGAUUUUCUAGGCUGGUCGGGCGGCGCAGACGAAGGUAAAGCCGUGCGUGAUUUGCACGCACUUCUGGAGAUGCUGACAGAUGAUGAACCUUCGCUGGAGUACUUGCGUAGUGGAAUGAAAAAUUUGUUCUCCCUAUUGUCCGAAGAGGUGGAUGUGCCCGAAUGCGAGGUAUCUGCGAAUGAUGUACUUAUGUUGCCCAAACCUCGUCCUAUUGAAGAGCUGUUUGCGUCCCGUCCGCAUUUCGUCUGUCUAAGUGAUGUCGGUACCUCAGCGAGUAUGCAUCGAAAUGUGACACUAGCUCGUCAGCGUCUGUCCGUUGGACCACGCCCCGUUGAUGCUACAGAUGAGUAUGUACAGCCCAAGGAGACUUCGGCUUUCAUGGUGCCUUGCAACUUUUCCAAGCUCGCUAGCGACUGCUGUGGUGGCUUGAACAUUCGUGCUGAGUUGGCCAAACGCGGUCGUCAACAGGAUUCCGCUGAGGCUGCGAUCCGACACCAGAAACGCCGACGGGGUCACUCUUCCAUAAUCGAGAUGGGGCGCAGUUCGAAGAAAUUCGUGGCUCCGAUGCGAGGUCGUGGUUUCCUUCUUCGCUCCAGCGCCCACCACACCGGCGCAUCAAGUAACUCUAGCGCAUCCAGCUUACUGGGUCCAGGUGGCGGGUCGUGUCUAGCCGGCGCUACGAAUCGCACCGAUCCGUUCCGUUCUCGACCCCUCAACACCAGUCGUCCGCCUAGUUUGCAUGUGGACGACUUCACGAAACUCGUCAAGGAUGAAUCAGUGGUGGAGGAUGUUCAACGCCCCAAAGGAGGGUACCGGGACAACCGCAGUUUCAGAGGUCGCGGUCCGCGCCUACCUCCCAACCGAGGUGGUUCAACGGGCCUUCUCCCUAGCACCGCAAUACACACUGGCUUUCCAUUUGGCUUGUCCGCCUCCGCUUUGAACCCCCUGAGUGGCGGCAGCUCACUGAUUCCAUCCUGGCCUCCACCCACUCGUACCAUACCCCUACUGCCAUUCAACUUGGACACUCGCGGGAAUCAAGGUCGCCGUGACAGGCCAAUGCGAUGA
Messenger RNA from Dicrocoelium dendriticum, 6219 nucleotides. Lineage: Eukaryota; Metazoa; Platyhelminthes; Trematoda; Plagiorchiida; Dicrocoeliidae. The record is from the annotation of a GenBank genome assembly.